This is a messenger RNA of Cadophora gregata, 432 nucleotides long. RefSeq lists its product as uncharacterized. NCBI's taxonomy places the organism in Eukaryota, Fungi, Ascomycota, Leotiomycetes, Helotiales, Ploettnerulaceae. Bases 1 to 432 code for a protein of 143 amino acids. The transcript has 2 exons. The record is from RefSeq and is a predicted model, not a curated record.
AUGAUAGGUACCGAUCCGAUCAACACCGGUUAUGCUUUACACAAUGACUACCUUGCAAGCCACGAUCCCGACGACAAAGAAAUUCAUAUCAAAUAUGAGUCAGAGAACUCACAGUCCAUCUUUUUCGAUGAAGAGCAGCUCAGUCCGCGGAUCUUUGUUGGCGACUACUCUGCCUCAAUGUGGCACGAGGAUGUCGAUGCUAUUCAGGACUGGACAGUAAACUUUCUGGCCAACGUUAUGGAGACACUGGGAGAGCUUGAGCCACGAUAUGAAGGCAGAAAAUACCGGAUCCAUCACUGCGAGGGUAGGGAUGAGCGCGGCCAGUUGAAUUUGAGACAAGAUGCUCAUCUGGAUGCGGAUGUUGAGGAACGGACAACGUUUCGGAAUACCAGAGUUUGCGUGGAAGGCUAUGAGGAUAAUGAUUGGGAUUAA